Molecule: messenger RNA, 1828 nt
Organism: Ictidomys tridecemlineatus (thirteen-lined ground squirrel)
Lineage: Eukaryota; Metazoa; Chordata; Mammalia; Rodentia; Sciuridae
Source: RefSeq, a predicted model, not a curated record
GCCACAUCCCCAGCCCUGAGCUGCUGGCUUUGAACUCAGGAUCCUCCUGCCUCAGCCUCCUGAGCCGCUGGGAUUACAUCAUGUGCCCUGCCAGCUUCUGUUGGUGUGUCUCUGACACUCCUCCUCUCCCCUCCUUCCUGACACAUCCUGCCCCGUUCCCAUCUCUCUCUUGCUCAUUUGACAGCGGAGGAGUAGCCACACGGAGGAACCUGGUGACUUCCAGACGGAGCCACAGGGCGCUCUCCCAGCUACGGCACUGAACAGCGCGGUGCCUGGUCACAAAUGGCAACUCCUAUGGGGAUGGGUUUCUGGAAAGAGCACUGCCAGGCCAGGGUCCCACGUCUGUGACUGCCAGGUGUGGCCUUUCAGAGGCAUGAGGAGGCUGGGUCCUGGGACUUGGCAUAACCGUGGGUUCUAUCCACCCAGGCUGAGCUCUUCUGGGUCGUCCCAUGUGCCCUGGCCUGGGAGAAGUCCUACAGUCCCUGGUGGGACCCCAUGGUCCUGGCUCCCCAGCAGCCGUGACCCUGUGUGCAGCUCAGCUGCCUUUGGCAUUGAGAACAGCCACUGUCACGGGAGCUCCUCUGGUCCCCACCAGCCAGCCUUCUUUUAUUUUCUUACAUUUCAUUGACUGAUUGAUUGAUUGAUUGAUUUUUGGUAGGACUAUGGAACCGAGGAGUGUUCGACCACUGAGCCACAUCCCCAUCCCUUUUUAUGUUUUAUUAUGAGACGGGGUCUCACUAAGUUGCUUAAGGCCUUGCUAACUUUCUGAGGCUGGUCUUGAACCUGAGACCCUCCUGCCUCAGCCUCCCAAGUGGCUGCAAUUGCAGCCUGCCCCACCACACCCAGCUCCCCUCUGCUCUCGUUGGAAGAUGACCGUCCACUGGGCACAUCCAGGUGGUGCAGCCUGUUUCUCCAGGGCCCUGCGGCGUUGCUCUGAUUUUGCCUGUUUUACAGCAGAGGAGGAGAGGGCUGGAGGUGCAGACAAGUGUCACCCAAGUCCCCAGAGCUGGACAGCACAAGAGUCAGGUGGCCUGGUGAGGUGGACCCCCACAUGCACACAUGUGCCCAUGCCUAAAGAAGUCUCUAAACCAGAGGACAGGGACGUCCUGGUCACGGGUCCCUCGGAGAAGAGCUAGGUGUGGCAGGACUCCCGCCCCUGGCUCCCGGUCAGCCCCUGGCCUCAGGAGUCCUCCCAGCCUGGGAGGCAGUGGAGACUGAGCCUGUGAGUGGCCCCCGCCCUUCCACAGGAAGCUGGGACCAGGCAGUCUCUGGCCUCAUGCAGACAUCACAAUAGUGGUCAGUCACCCAGCCGGCAGCCGGGAGGCCGUUGCUUCUCUCCUGCUUGUCUCUGGCCACCAGGCCCCACCAUGAGGACUGCUCAGGAUGAGGACCAGGAGAAUGAGGACACGGAACCCCAGGUCACCAGGACACCACUGCUGAAACAGAGGAACAAGGAGGAGCCAAAAUGGAGCCAACCUCAGGGGCCACCGCCACCAUACAACCCUCCUGCAGGAGGCUCCCGCCCUCAGCAGCCCACAGGCAUGUACACCAACCUGCCCAGGAUCUCCACCUCCUUGCCAAUGCGCACCGUAUGUCCCUACUGUGGCCACCUAGUCGUCACAGAGACCACCCCUGUCCCAGGAAUCCUCACCUGGCUGCUGUGCUUAGGCCUCUGUUUCUGUGGGUGCUGCCUGGGCUGCUGCCUCGUGCCCUUCUGGAUUCGAAGCUUGAAGGACGUGAACCACUCUUGCCCUGUGUGCAAGCACCAUCUCUACCACUACAGACGCGUGUGACCCCUGCCCUGGAAAUAAACCUGCUGACGCUCUUG